AUGCUCCGGUUGACUGCCGUUGCCGUUAAAGAACGUCUGCUUAAGUGGAAGACGUGGGCCACGGGACUGUCCGUUGGAUCUUCGCUUGUAUUCUUUAUUCGCUUCGACGACAGUUUCAUGUUGCUGUCUCCCUCUAAAUGGUACAUUGUAUCUCUUGGGUCUCUACAGGGUGUCUCGUUGCCUGUUUGUGCCCCUCUGUCUGUUUGCCGUGUGUUCCCUCUGCGUCUGUGGCGGUUGAUCCGUCUGUUAGAUCUCUUCCUUUUCAUGUUGUGCUUGACGAGUUUACGUUCUACGGAUUAG
This is a messenger RNA of Eimeria maxima, 300 nucleotides long. RefSeq lists its product as hypothetical. Lineage: Eukaryota; Apicomplexa; Conoidasida; Eucoccidiorida; Eimeriidae. The transcript has 2 exons. Bases 1 to 300 code for a protein of 99 amino acids. The record is from RefSeq and is a predicted model, not a curated record.